This is a messenger RNA of Quercus lobata, 1069 nucleotides long. Its product is annotated as proteasome subunit beta type-4-like. The transcript is spliced from 7 exons. The record is from RefSeq and is a predicted model, not a curated record. Gene Ontology annotation, cellular component: proteasome core complex. Lineage: Eukaryota; Viridiplantae; Streptophyta; Magnoliopsida; Fagales; Fagaceae. The coding region runs from base 142 to 882 and encodes 246 amino acids.
AAAGGUUCUUGGCCAACAAGUUGGCAAUUGCUUAAACUGUUAAACCCAAAAAAAAGAAAAAGAAAAGUUGGGUUAUCAGCGCGCCAAUCCCUAAUACGUUGGGAACGAAAAGACAAUCUGAUCACCGAUUGAUUUGAGGCUAUGGAAAUGUUGAUGGAUUCAAGCCAAGCAGAACACAGCCUUCUCAGCUCUGUGACUGCCUCAGAAAGAACUCUGAAUCCAUAUGUCACUGGUACGUCUGUAGUUGCUAUCAAAUACAAGGAUGGAAUUCUUAUGGCUGCUGACAUGGGAGGUUCUUAUGGAUAUACCCUGCGAUACAAGAGUGUUGAGCGAUUGAAGCCAGUUGGAAAACAUUCUCUUCUUGGUGCAAGUGGAGAAAUUAGUGAUUUUCAGGAGAUUCUACGUUAUCUUGAUGAGCUAAUUCUAUAUGACAACAUGUGGGAUGACGGGAACUCUUUAGGUCCUAAAGAGGUGCACAGCUAUUUAACCCGAGUGAUGUAUAAUAGGCGUAACAAGUUCAAUCCACUAUGGAAUUCACUUAUACUUGGUGGAGUGAAAAAUGGACAGAAAUACCUUGGCAUGGUCAGCAUGAUAGGCGUAAAUUUUGAGGACAACCAUGUGGCCACUGGAUUUGGGAAUCACCUUGCAAGGCCAAUUCUUCGUGAUGAGUGGCAUGAUAACUUGAGCUUUGAGGAUGGUGUUAAGUUGCUGGAGAAAUGCAUGCGUGUACUCCUAUAUCGUGAUACUACUGCUGUCAACAAGCUCCAGAUAGCAAAAAUCACUGAAGAAGGUGUAACCAUUUCUCAGCCAUACUCACUGAAGACUUUCUGGGGUUACUCUGCUUUCCAGAAUCCAACAGUAGGUGCUGAAGGGUCAUGGUAAUUGACCAUGACCAAGUAGGAGUAUAAUUGAGAUGUGACACAUGUUUAUGUUUACUCAAACUAUGAACUUGUAAGGGUGUUGAUAUUUUUGUUUCAGGCUUGAUAUGGUGACUGGCUGGGCAGUGACAAAAAUGGAGUAAUCAAAUAAAUUUGAACUAUAUAUGCCAAUCACUGUUUGGUUCCCUCUA